GUGGGUGCCCCGGGUGACAACGAUCGUGGGGACUUCAGUGGUGCGGCCUAUGUCUUCCUUCGGAAGGCAGACACCUUCGAGGAACAGGCCAAACUCACAGCGGAUGAUGGCUUCAGAGACUCCUACUUUGGUCAGGAUGUGAGUAUCUUUGGGGAUACCAUCCUGGUGGGUGCUGAUCGUGAUAGUCUCAACGGCAAGAAGGACAGCGGCUCGGCCUACAUCUUCCGCCGUGACAUCGAUGUAUGGCAGCAAGAGGCAAAGCUUACGCCCAAGGAUGCAGUGGACUUUGAGCGUUUCGGUGCCAGGGUCAGCAUCAUGGCAGAUCGCGCAGUGGUGGUCGCUGCCGGCAACGCAGAGAAGAACGUCUCAGCGGCGCUGUACAUCUUCCACCGCCACGAGAAGCGCGGAUGGGUCUUGAAACAUCGACUACUGGCUCCAGAGGUUUCGAACGCCAACUUCGGGUCCAGUCUCAGUCAGACCAACGACACCAUCCUGAUCGGGGCGCAAGAGGACAAUGUCCGUGGUCCUGGUAGCGGUUCGGUGAUCCUCUACACCUGGAACGGCAGCGCCUGGUCAAAGCCUUCCAAGUUGGUGGCCAAGGAAACUAGAGCCAGCGACCGUUUCGGCUGUAGUGUUGGCAUGUCCGGAGAUAUGGCGAUCAUUGGUGCCUUUGGACACACCAACAAGUGGAAGGGUGAUGGUGCCGCCUACAUUUUCAAGCAAAAAGGAGGGCAUUGGGUGGAAGUUGCCGAACUCUUGGCCGAGGACGGCGAUGCCAACGACGGCUUUGGCCGCAGCGUCUCGAUGUCCUCGGGAAUCGCCGCCAUCGGUGCGGCGGGGGACGAGCACAGCGGCGUGGACAAGAGCGGCUCAGGCUACAUCUUCGUGCGCCAAGGUCAGAAGUGGGUGCAGCAAUCCAAACUUUCGCCGAGCAAGGUCUCGGCGGGCGCGCGAUUCGGACAGGCCGUGAGCAUGUCUGGGCACAUGGCCAGCUUUUCCACCGCGUCGGAACACGCCUUCGUCUUCCCUGCAUCUUUGACACAGGUGGGCUGGACACUGACUCUUCCGUCCCGAUGCUUUGGAGGAAUCUCGGAAUACGAUAAUACUGGAGGCCACGAGGUCACGGAUAAACGCUGCCGGCUCCGAAGGAACCAGCCGCCCAGAACGCGGAGACUCCAUGCUGGAUCAAAGCGGUUGCCUCUGUGCAGAAACAGAGAGGGUACUUUACCCCAAAGGCCCAAAAAUGGGCAAUGA
Messenger RNA from Cladocopium goreaui, 1254 nucleotides. NCBI's taxonomy places the organism in Eukaryota, Dinophyceae, Suessiales, Symbiodiniaceae. The record is from the annotation of a GenBank genome assembly.